Hyalella azteca is the source of this 3566-nucleotide messenger RNA. RefSeq names its product protein croquemort-like. The record is from RefSeq and is a predicted model, not a curated record. Lineage: Eukaryota; Metazoa; Arthropoda; Malacostraca; Amphipoda; Hyalellidae. The coding region runs from base 92 to 1777 and encodes 561 amino acids. Gene Ontology annotation, molecular function: scavenger receptor activity. The transcript is spliced from 11 exons. Gene Ontology annotation, cellular component: cytoplasm; membrane.
AAUGAAUAGUGAGUUGAUUGACAAAAAUUAGUCAAAAGCUCCUUAAUUUAGUUAACUUUUUAGAGUAAGCUUGAAUGUGAAAUCAAGUGCCAUGACAUCUGCGUCAGGAAUUUCUAACCCUACAUUCUUCAGUGGUCCUUCCGAUAAGUUGAGUGGAAGUGAAGACAUGACGGAACGAAAGGACAUUCCUUAUAAAAAUCUGACAGGUACCGAUGACGAUAAAAUUUCCGUCGUCUCCGACGAGGGCGAUUUACAAUGUUCAACUUCAGAAUCAUCGUUAUCGGAAAAUUCAGUCGAUAUUCCCACCGCCAAAGAGCGAGAGGCAAAAUCAACCAAGAGAAGCAGCAGUGGUUCAGACUCGACAAAAAGUAUCAAGAAAGAAAGUUCGGAUGGAAAGUCGCUGGAGAAUAUCCAGGACCAUGAAUCAGUUGAAAGCAAAAAGGCCAAGAAAACAUCCAGCAAGUUCAUCGUCAUGAUGGUUUUGUCGGCAUUCACCGCCAUCUUCGGCGUGGCGAUGCUGGCUGGCGGCUACGACGCACUCUUCGACUCCAUACUACAGUCACAAAUGGAGGUGAAGCCUGGUUCUCAAGCGUACGACAUCUGGAAGGACACUCCAGUGCCGCUCACCAUCAGCUUCUACCUCUUCAACCUGACCAACCCUGUGGAGUUCACCAACGGCGGGCGGCCGAUGGUGGAUGAGAUUGGACCCUACGUGUACCGAGAGUACCACAAGAAGACGAACCUGGAGUUCCACGAGAACGCGACGGUGUCUUUCUACCAGCAGCGUUGGUGGGUGUGGGACCAGGAGGCCUCGGGCAACCUCAGCGAGGACGACCCCAUCUGUAUCCUCAAUACAGUGCCUGUGUCAGCGGCUUACUCAAGUCGUGACCACCCCUUUCAACUCACCGGUCUAAACAUGGUGCUAAACCAAGUUAACGAGACUCUGACGGGCGUUUUCCCGGCUCGGCAGAUACUCUUCGACGGAUAUCAGGAUCCACUUCUCGACUACGUGCAAAGAAUCCUAAACAACGAGUCCAGGAUCCCUCCUGAAGCCCUCGACUUACUUGAUCUUCCCGAUGGUCUAUUAAACUACGACAGGAUGGGAUGGUUCUAUAAAAGAAACCUGAGCGAGACCUACGACGGUUGGUUCAACAUGUUCACGGGCACCGACACACUUGAUCACGUGGGCAAUAUUGACUGGUGGAACCAGAUACGCGAAACUGACUACUACCAUGAGGGCUGCAAUCAAAUCUUCGGGUCAGCCGGCGAGAUUUGGCCACCAGGCCAGAGUGCCACCAGCAUCUCCUUCUAUUGCACCGACAUGUGCUCCACGCUAACUCUGCGAUACAAAGAGGACGUAACGGACGAGUUUGGGCUGGAGGGCUAUCGCUACUGGGCCGACAACAUGACGUUCGCGUCUGCCGACGUCGCACCUGAGAACUUGUGCUACUGCUUCACCAACGACACGUGCCCGCCCUCAGAAUCAGAGCUGGGGGUGCCAAUAAGCGUGCGGGCGCGUAUGCAGCUCAACAUGGCGGUUGUGCCGUACAAAAAUCUUUUUGGCUUUGGAACAAUCGAUAUCUUGAAGAGAGUGAAGGAAGUGAUCUUGCCCCUAAUCUGGUUCGAGGUGAGCGCGGGUCUGACGGAAGAGCUUGCGAAGGACCUGAAGCCUGUGAUGUUCCUCCUCCACACGCCCACCAUGACCAUCAUCUGGAGUCUCUUGGUCGUGUGUGGAGUUUGCGGGUUCGGUGCUGUCUUGUUCUGGUGGAAACGUUGAGCAGUCAGUGGUAUUUCUUAAAAAAUACCCUCUCGGAAACUACUUCAGGGCUCGUGUGCAUGUCAGGAGUAGUAUUAUUUUAGAAUAAUUGAAAGCGGAACCGCUUUGAAAAGCCAAUUUCAGAAACCCAUUACGUAUUACAAUUCGUCUCGAAAACUUAUCAUUAAAUCAGAAAAAUAUUGGGAAUUGUAACGUUGAGUGAGGGUGCUGAAGUUCAGGUGUUGCGUAAUUUCAUUGCAAUUAUGGCAUUAUUCAUUAUAUGCGUCCGAUUCCUCAGAACACCAAAUGCUAUAAGGCAAUAAGACUGCACGCCAACAGCACCGAUGGUCUAACAGUGUUUACCUGAGAAGAAUGUGUCAGUGUGUGUUUCAUCAUUUAUGUGUGUACUGUAAUUUCGAUUUUGGCUUUUGAAAUUUUCUUUAUUUCAGUUGUAUAAUGCGGGUUUAGUUUAAAUUUAAAAUUUCAACCAAAAAGUUUUGAGUGUAAGUUAACCUUAUUCGAAUUUUUAAUGCAAAUACCAGCUUUCCUGAAGCAUAUCAAUAAUUAAGUCCCUUAGUUACAACCUCGUUUUGUUUCUCACCUGCAGCUCAAUUAUCAUGCAAAAUUUUGCCACAGCUACAAUUCUAUUGGAAUAAAAACUAAUUUAGACCAAAAUUUAAUGUUAUCCUCAGUGCACGUCGUAGCAACAUCGGCAUAACAACGUCACUGCCCGGCCCUAAUUUCCUGCUUUUGUUGUCAUUCGUACCCAAAUAAUUACUGGUGUAACUUCUUUGCGCCAUCUUCUUAUUAUAAUUGCAGUAUUUUUGCCAGGGCUCCGAGGUUACGUGCUUUUGUUUAACUUCACAUUCCUCUGGCCGUACGUUUGUUGAUUGUUGCAAGAAUUUGUGUGUGUAUAGAUUUUGUGUUCAAAAAUUCGCAAACAUUUGUCAAAAAUGUAACAUGAUGUCUGUGAGUGAAUAUCUUUUUUGCAUUCAUUAUAUCAAAUCGAAGAGGUGUCUCUUAACAAUCGACCUUCAAUACACGGUCAUGUUAAUGUUAUGCGUAUGCCGUAACGUUGACAUUGAGACAAAUUUUUUUAUAUCAACACUUACAUACAACACAGUUUAAUUCCGUGUCGUUGACAAUUGUCAGGUACCGUAGCCAUAUGUCUAUACGUCUACAUACUUCAUCAGCGUACUCCAACUUUCCACUCCUGUAAUUAGCUGUGAUACUCAUUAUAUACUCGUAAAUGUAAAACUGACUGGCACGAAUCUGUCAAGUUCGCAUAGCCAUUAGAAUAACCAAAAAUACCCUAUAUUCUUUUUAUUAUGUAAACAUAAUUGCUGUCUCGACCACUAAAAUUUACUCAUUUACGCUACGUCCUUAAUUUUUUGCGCGCAAUUUCACCUCAAUAGUGCUCAAACUUUAGCUGUAAUAAAUAAUUUAAGUAAUCUUUUUCUGAAACAGUAAGUUUCAUACAAACACUAUUCUCUAAAAAUGCUUGCAAAAUAACUUUUCUUCGAUGACCUUAGACUCGAUUAAUUGAACGCUCUCCCGUGUGCAGAGCCUCUGUUUGUGUUUGCUCUAUAUAGGAAUAAGAGAUCUCACAAAUAUUCUCUCAUUUCAACGUUAUUAACUUAUCUAUUAAAGAGACAUCGUGCUGCUGAUACGACAGCAUCAAUGCAAUGCCAGGUGAACCUUUUUGUGAUCGCCGGGUGCGAUGAGCCGUCGUUGUGCAGAUGGCAUUCUCCGAAGUUUUUUUUUUAAAUUUUGGGAUUCUUGGGAGCCUAGAGCAUGAGUUUCACUGGCC